AUGUUCAAGCCCACUCAGUCCCUGUUCGGGGGUCUUCUCUGGAAGACACCAUGGCGUCUGUCCUCGCCGCAAAAGGCCCGGCAACGCAAACGCCUGCGCGCGGUUGACCGUGUCGUUGACACUGUCAGUGCAGCUCUUGCUCGCAAUGGCCAGAGCACCAAGGCCGUUGAGCGAUGGUAUACCGAGAUGCCGCGCGAGGAGGAGAUGUUGCCCAAGGACAAGUACACCCUCUUCGACAAGAAGGAGAAGUCUUACCGGAAGAGCAUCCACAGUAUGUUAACACUUGAGCCCGGCUGGGUUUCUUCGAAUCUUCUGAAUACAAUACUAAUUGAGUCAUUUUUCUUCUACCUGACAGAGCUGCCCAAGUGGACUCGUGUCAGUCAGCGUGUGAACCCUCCUGGUUUCUAA
Molecule: messenger RNA, 408 nt
Organism: Penicillium angulare
Lineage: Eukaryota; Fungi; Ascomycota; Eurotiomycetes; Eurotiales; Aspergillaceae
Product: mitochondrial 54S ribosomal mL60 domain-containing protein
Exons: 2
Coding region: 1-408 (135 amino acids)
Cellular component (GO): mitochondrial large ribosomal subunit
Molecular function (GO): structural constituent of ribosome
Source: RefSeq, a predicted model, not a curated record